AUGAGCAACUACGAGGACGACAGCGAGGACGUCCGGAAUUUCCUUACCAUGGGCGGCCAAGUAUCGUGGGCAGUACAUGCCUACAGGUACCUUGAUGCGACGCGCGCUGGAGGCCCAAGUCAAGAGCUACCCCAGGUAGUAGAGGAUGCCGCCACGGCGAAUGACGAUGCUAUAUUUGAUGCCUACAUGCACAUGGACGCGCUUGUAGAAGAGUGGCAUGACACCACGGCAAGUGUCAGCCCCCCGGUGACGAUGGACCAGAGCGCGCAGCCCUCUCCAAUUUCGGAGUCCACGCCGCGUGGGCCAAGGGAAGCCUCUAUAGUGGUUGAUUACCAGCCCGCCUUCGUUCCUGUCUCGGAGAUGCACGCAGCUCAGGUUGCCCAAGCGUCGCAGCACACAUCCACGGUCCAGGUGCACUCGGAUGCGACUAGCCUCUCGCGGGCGUCGUAUGGCACUGCUCCACAUACGCGGACAUUGUCGGGAACGCAGGUCACUGCGGAACCUUCACACGCAACACCCGCUUCGACCAACGACGCCAACGACGCUGCCACCUUGCCCGCCUAUAAAUGCACGCCUGACGGUGCCUUCUCCUUGUCGGCGGCGACUCGGAGCCACGUCCGCGAGCGCGCCUCACACGCGCCGCAACCCCAGGCCAACGCUGGAGCAUCGUCGUCGUCAGUCAAGGUUGAAGAUAUAGACGAUGUUGAGGCGUUUGGCACGCUGGCGAGCCAAGCGGGACCCUCUCGCACCCGGGCCAAAGGAAAAUCGGUCGCGCGUCAUGCGCCCUACAAGCCCCCCGCCGCUCCCGCCCCCGCCCCCGCCGCACCCCUCACGACCGGCAGCAGAUACAACCCGAACAACCCACCACCCGGGUGGGCGCCGCACUACACGGCGAGCUGGAUGGCAACGUGGACGUGGGAUGGGGACAAGAUCCCCGAGGAGUGGGGCCUACACGACCUGUGGGGGCAACUCAAGGCGAAAUAUAACCUGUGCGGCAGCAAGCCGUGCGGGUGGAAGGGUUGCGCGAAGGGGCCGACGAUCGAGUUGCGAAAGCAUGUGCUGGGGGUGCACCUGGGGUGCACGUACAAGUGCCGCGGGUGUAAGUACGUUUACACGGACCGCUUCGAUAACUGGCGGUGUCGCCCGCCGGCGGAGGGGGUGCACGGGGCAGGGUGUCUCACGGCAAAGUUCUGGCGCGGCCAGAUCAAAGAGCAGGAUCUGGAGGAGGCGUUGAAGGAGCGGGAGGAGGCAGAAGACGGGUCGCUGGCUGAAGUAUGA
Molecule: messenger RNA, 1278 nt
Organism: Trametes versicolor FP-101664 SS1
Lineage: Eukaryota; Fungi; Basidiomycota; Agaricomycetes; Polyporales; Polyporaceae
Exons: 5
Coding region: 1-1278 (425 amino acids)
Source: RefSeq, a predicted model, not a curated record